AUGAAACAUUUUCUCGAAGUAUAUAAUUCCUCAACACAUUCUACAACAGGACAUACACCAAAUUCAAUGACACAACAACAAGAAGAAAAGUAUAUACAAAAGAAACGAAGCCAAACACAAAAUAUCAGAAAUUCAACACAAUUUACCCUCAUUCCUGGUACAAAAGUUCGUGUAGUUCUUGACGACAAACCGUUGACAAAGAAACGUUUAAGGUUAAGUAGAAACUAUUAUAUCGUAGACUCUACGCAAGGUAAUGGAUAUCUUAUAAAAGCUGCUGACGACUCCAUAGCAUUUUACCCUCGUCAUAAAUUAGUUGAAAGUAGUAAUGGCAAACUUGCUGAAACCAUUGACGAAGCAAAGCGAGGAGUGGUUAUUGAAAUACUUGGCUACAACACAAACGAUGACACUUAUAAAGUAAGAUAUGAAGGAGGUGUUGAAGAUGUUAUACCAUCUAAGAACUUGAGAGAGUCAAAGCCAACACAUCUGGGACCAUUAGAGCGGGAGUACUGGAAAGACAAAAAUAUGCCAGAAAGAAUAAGAAAAUUCUUCUAA
Messenger RNA from Trichomonas vaginalis G3, 552 nucleotides. Its product is annotated as integrase core domain containing protein family. Lineage: Eukaryota; Parabasalia; Trichomonadida; Trichomonadidae. The transcript has a single exon. The record is from RefSeq and is a predicted model, not a curated record. The coding region runs from base 1 to 552 and encodes 183 amino acids.